This is a messenger RNA of Syngnathoides biaculeatus (alligator pipefish), 1226 nucleotides long. It is a transcript of the gene dera, whose product is annotated as deoxyribose-phosphate aldolase (putative). The record is from RefSeq and is a predicted model, not a curated record. NCBI's taxonomy places the organism in Eukaryota, Metazoa, Chordata, Actinopteri, Syngnathiformes, Syngnathidae. Bases 124 to 1080 code for a protein of 318 amino acids. The transcript is spliced from 9 exons. Gene Ontology annotation, biological process: carbohydrate catabolic process; deoxyribonucleotide catabolic process. Gene Ontology annotation, cellular component: cytoplasm. Gene Ontology annotation, molecular function: deoxyribose-phosphate aldolase activity.
GGCUGGUUGAUAUUUUAGUGCGAAGGGUUACAGCUUCCGGUAGACUUUGGACCCAGGAAGUGGUACUUGACUGCUUCUCUUGGCAUCUUGAAAAUAAUACCUAAAAAUAUACAAUUUGUCACAAUGUCUGCGAGGAACCCGGGGACCCGGCUGGAUCUGGAGUGGAUCUCCAAGGUGAGAGUGAACACACAAGCUGUGCUGAGGAGAGCGCAGUGCAUCCAAGGACUGAAGAUCCCCAAGAAACAGUGGCAGGCCGCCUGGCUGCUGAAGGCCGUCACCUGCAUCGACCUGACUACUCUGGCUGGGGACGACACGCCGUGCAACGUUCACCGGCUGUGCAUGAAAGCCACGCAGCCCGUCCAGUACGAGCUCCUCAAGAAGAUGGAUAUGCACGACAAAGGCGUGACGACUGCCGCGGUGUGCGUGUACCCGUCGCGCGUGGCCGACGCCGUCAGAUCACUCGGCGGCGCCAAAUCCAAACUUCCCGUCGCGUCGGUGGCCACAGGUUUCCCUUCAGGUCAGACCCCCCUGGAGAGCCGCCUGGCAGAAGUCGGCGCGGCCGUCGCCGACGGGGCCGCCGAGAUCGACGUCGUCAUCAACAGGACGCUCGCUCUCACGGGCCAGUGGGAAGCCAUGUAUGACGAGAUCUGCCGGUUCCGGGAGGCCUGCGGCGACGCCCACUUGAAGACCAUCCUGGCCGUGGGCGAGCUGGGCACCUUCGCCAACGUCUACAAGGCCAGUUUGGUGGCCAUGAUGGCCGGUUCCGACUUCAUCAAGACGUCCACGGGCAAGGAGUCCGUCAACGCCACCUAUCCCGUUGCCGUAGUGAUGGCGAGGGCCAUCCGCGACUACUUCCUGCGUACGGGCCACAAGGUGGGCUUCAAGCCGGCAGGGGGCAUCCGGACGGCCAAGGAGUCUUUGGUGUGGCUCCUCCUGAUCAAAGAGGAGCUGGGCAACGACUGGCUCUCGCCUCAACUCUUCCGCUUGGGCGCGAGCAGCCUGUUGGCCGACAUCGAGAGACAGAUAUAUCACCACGUAACGGGACGGUACGCGGCCUACCACGAGCUUCCGAUGGCCUGAAGAUCUGGAGACGCUACAAAUAACCAAAUGGACCUCAAGUUCACCACGCAAGCCUCGCAAUAUUAUUUGGAAAAUAUGAGUUUGUUCCUUUGGUGGAAAAUCAACAUUCCAAAACUGGCAAUAAAAUUGUGCACUUGUGAGAUGAA